Molecule: messenger RNA, 7059 nt
Organism: Penicillium cataractarum
Lineage: Eukaryota; Fungi; Ascomycota; Eurotiomycetes; Eurotiales; Aspergillaceae
Gene: prp8
Product: U4/U6-U5 snRNP complex subunit PRP8
Exons: 2
Coding region: 1-7059 (2352 amino acids)
Biological process (GO): spliceosomal tri-snRNP complex assembly; mRNA splicing, via spliceosome
Cellular component (GO): U5 snRNP; catalytic step 2 spliceosome
Molecular function (GO): pre-mRNA intronic binding; U2 snRNA binding; protein binding
Source: RefSeq, a predicted model, not a curated record
AUGGCAUCUUUGCCUCCUCCCCCUCCUCCGGGAUGGGGUGCAGCUCCUCCGUCCAUCACGAUGGCACCGCCGCCUCCUGGCUAUCAGCCGCCGGCCGACCCGAACGUCGCAAAAUUUGCGCAGAAGAAGCAUGAAUGGUUGCGAACGCAACGAAGCCGCUUCGGCGAGAAACGAAAGGCUGGAUUUGUCGAGACACAGAAGGCAGACAUGCCUCCUGAGCAUUUGCGGAAGAUUGUCAAGGAUAUUGGCGAUGUUUCGCAACGGAAGUUCACCAACGAGAAGCGCAGCUACCUCGGCGCGUUGAAGUUCAUGCCCCAUGCUGUUCUGAAGCUCCUGGAGAACAUGCCGAUGCCCUGGGAGUCAGCUCGCGAAGUCAAGGUGCUCUACCAUGUCAACGGUUGCUUGACCAUCGUGAACGAGACCCCGCGCGUCAUCGAACCCGUCUUCCAUGCUCAGUGGGCCACUAUGUGGAUGUCCAUGCGUCGCGAGAAGAGUGAUCGACGACACUUCAAGCGAAUGCGCUUCCCUCCGUUCGACGACGAAGAGCCUCCCCUUUCUUGGUCAGAAAAUAUCGAAGAUGUUGAGCCUUUGGAACCCAUUCAAAUGGAGCUUGAUGAGGACGAAGAUGGAGCUGUCUACGAAUGGUUCUACGACCACCGACCCCUUCUUGAUACCCCCCACGUCAACGGUCCUAGCUACAAGACAUGGAAUCUGUCGUUGCCGCAGAUGGCUACUCUUCAUCGUCUGAGUCACCAGCUGCUUAGUGACGUCGUGGACGAGAAUUACUUCCACAUGUUUGAUCUCAACAGCUUCUUCACAGCAAAGGCCCUGAACGUUGCCAUCCCUGGUGGUCCCCGAUUCGAGCCCUUGUACAAGGACAUUGAUCCGAACGACGAGGAUUUCAGCGAGUUCAACGCAAUCGAUCGCAUCAUUUUCCGCGCCCCGAUCCGAACCGAAUAUCGCGUGACCUUCCCUUUCCUGUAUAAUACCCUUCCCCGCAGCGUCAAGGUUGCCUGGUACUCUCACCCCCAGGUGGUCUAUGUCCGCACCGAAGAUCACAACCUCCCCGCAUUCUAUUUCGACCCUGUCAUUAAUCCUAUUUCCUCCCGCUCCGUCGCUCCGAAGAACAUCACUGUUAGUCACGAGGAUGAAAUCUUUGGCCCGGGCAACGACGAAGAUGAGUUCGAACUUCCCGGAGAGGUCGAGCCGUUCUUUGACGAUGAGGAGCUCUACACACCUGAUACUGCCUCUGCGAUUGCUUUGUGGUGGGCCCCUCAUCCCUUCGAUAAGCGGUCCGGAAAGAUGGUUCGUGCUCAGGAUGUGCCGCUUGUCAAACAGUGGUACCUGGAGCACUGCCCUCAGGGUCAGCCCGUCAAGGUUCGCGUCUCAUAUCAGAAGCUGCUCAAGACCUACGUGCUUAAUGAGCUGCACAAGAGCAAGCCGAAGGCCCAGAGCAAGCAGAAUCUGUUGAAGACUUUGAAGACAACCAAGUUCUUCCAGCAGACUACUAUUGACUGGGUUGAGGCUGGUUUGCAAGUCUGCCGUCAAGGCUUCAACAUGCUGAACUUGUUGAUUCACCGGAAGAACUUGACCUACCUGCACCUUGAUUACAACUUCAACUUGAAGCCUGUCAAGACAUUGACAACCAAGGAGCGCAAGAAGUCUCGCUUCGGAAAUGCUUUCCAUCUCAUGCGUGAAAUUCUCCGCCUGACCAAGUUGAUCGUUGAUGCUCAGGUUCAGUACCGCCUCGGCAACAUUGAUGCCUUUCAGCUGGCUGAUGGUAUCUUGUAUGCUUUCAAUCACGUCGGUCAGCUCACCGGUAUGUACCGUUACAAGUACAAGCUGAUGCACCAGAUCCGUUCCUGCAAGGACUUGAAGCAUUUGAUCUACUACCGCUUCAACUCUGGUCCUGUCGGUAAGGGUCCUGGUUGCGGUUUCUGGGCCCCCGCCUGGCGUGUCUGGCUGUUCUUCAUGCGCGGUAUCAUUCCUCUGCUUGAGAGAUGGCUUGGAAACUUGCUCUCUCGUCAGUUCGAGGGCCGUCACAGCAAGGGUGUUGCCAAGACUGUUACCAAGCAGCGUGUGGAGUCUCACUUUGAUCUUGAGCUGCGUGCUUCCGUCAUGGCUGAUCUGAUGGACAUGAUGCCCGAGGGUAUCAAGCAGAACAAGGUCAAUGUUGUGUUGCAGCAUCUCUCCGAAGCUUGGAGAUGCUGGAAGAGUAACAUUCCUUGGAAGGUCCCCGGCCUGCCUGCACCUAUUGAGAAUAUCAUUCUUCGAUAUGUGAAGAGCAAGGCUGACUGGUGGAUUUCCGUCGCUCACUACAACCGUGAGCGAAUUCGCCGCGGUGCGACCGUUGAUAAGACAGUGGCUAAGAAGAACCUGGGUCGUCUCACUCGACUCUGGCUCAAGUCCGAGCAAGAGCGUCAGCACAACUAUCUCAAGGACGGUCCCUACGUGUCAUCCGAGGAAGCUGUGGCUAUCUAUACCACGAUGGUCCACUGGCUCGAAUCUCGCAAGUUCUCGCCCAUUCCCUUCCCCAGUGUCUCAUACAAGCAUGACACUAAGAUUCUCAUUCUGGCCCUUGAGCGCCUUCGUGAGUCCUACUCUGUGAAGGGUCGUCUCAACCAGAGUCAACGUGAGGAACUUGCCUUGAUCGAGCAGGCCUAUGAUUCCCCUGGUACAACCCUUGCUAGAAUCAAGCGCUUCCUCCUCACUCAGCGUGCUUUUAAGGAAGUCGGAAUUGACAUGAAUGACAACUACAACAACAUCAACCCUGUCUACGACAUCGAGCCCAUUGAGAAGAUUACCGAUGCUUAUCUGGAUCAAUACCUAUGGUACCAGGCUGAGCAACGCCACCUCUUCCCCGCUUGGAUUAAGCCCUCCGACUCUGAGGUGCCUCCGCUUUUGACCUACAAGUGGACCCAGGGUAUCAACAACUUGUCGAAUGUCUGGGAGACCGCUGAUGGCGAGACUAACGUCAUGAUUGAGACCGAGCUUUCCAAGGUUUACGAGAAGAUUGAUCUUACUCUGUUGAACCGCAUGCUCCGCCUCAUCAUGGACCACAACUUGGCGGACUAUAUCACCUCUAAGAACAACGUCCAGCUCAGCUACAAGGACAUGAACCACACCAACAGCUAUGGUCUAAUCCGCGGUCUGCAGUUCUCUGGCUUCGUGUUCCAGUACUAUGGUCUGAUGAUUGACCUUUUGCUCCUCGGCUUGCAGCGAGCCAGUGAGAUGGCUGGCCCUCCCCAGAGCCCCAAUGACUUCUUGCAAUUCCGUGACAAGGCCACCGAGACUCGCCACCCUAUCCGUCUCUACACUCGUUACGUCGACAAGAUUUGGGUCUUCUUCCGGUUCCAAGCCGAUGAGUCUCGUGACCUGAUUCAGCGAUUCUUGACCGAAAAUCCCGAUCCUAACUUCGAGAACGUCAUCGGAUACAAGAACAAGAAGUGCUGGCCUCGCGAUUGUCGUAUGCGCUUGAUGCGUCACGAUGUUAACCUGGGUCGUGCUGUCUUCUGGGACAUGAAGAACCGUCUUCCCCGGUCCAUCACCACCAUUGAGUGGGAUGAUACCUUCGCGAGCGUCUACAGCAAGGACAACCCCAACCUGCUGUUCUCCAUGAGUGGAUUCGAAGUUCGCAUUCUCCCCAAGAUCCGUAACCAGAAUGAAGAGUUCUCGGUCAAGGACAGUGUCUGGUCUUUGGUCGACGGCUCCACCAAGGAACGAACUGCCCAUGCAUUCCUGCAGGUUACGGAGGAGGACAUUCAGAAGUUCAAUAACCGCAUUCGUCAAAUUCUCAUGUCCUCUGGAUCGACAACCUUCACCAAGAUUGCCAACAAGUGGAACACGGCACUGAUUGCCCUCUUCACUUACUACCGUGAGGCUGCCGUGUCGACUGUCAACCUCCUCGACACCAUUGUCAAGUGUGAGACCAAGAUUCAGACCCGUGUCAAGAUCGGUCUGAACUCCAAGAUGCCUUCCCGUUUCCCUCCGGCUGUCUUCUACACGCCUAAGGAAUUGGGAGGUCUGGGUAUGAUCUCUGGUUCCCACAUCCUCAUCCCCACCAGCGACAAGCGCUGGUCCAAGCAGACCGACACCGGCAUUACUCACUUCCGUGCGGGUAUGUCACAUGACGAGGAAACGUUGAUCCCCAACAUCUUCCGAUACAUCAUUCCCUGGGAGGCCGAGUUCAUCGAUUCCCAGCGUGUGUGGAUGGAGUACUCGCAGAAGCGCAUGGAGGCUCAGCAGCAGAACCGCCGUUUGACGCUUGAGGAUCUUGAGGACAGCUGGGACCGUGGUCUUCCCCGUAUCAACACCCUGUUCCAGAAGGACCGCAGCACCCUCAGCUUCGACAAGGGUUUCCGUCUCCGUGCCGAGUUCAAGCAGUACCAGUUGAUGAAGAGCAAUCCUUUCUGGUGGACUAGUCAGCGACAUGACGGUAAACUCUGGAACCUGAACGCCUACCGAACCGAUGUCAUCCAAGCCCUGGGUGGUGUCGAAACUAUUCUUGAGCACACACUCUUCAAGGCAACGGCAUUCCCAUCCUGGGAGGGCUUGUUUUGGGAGAGGGCAUCUGGAUUCGAAGAAAGCAUGAAAUUCAAGAAACUCACCAACGCCCAGAGGUCUGGUUUGAACCAGAUUCCUAACCGUCGUUUCACCUUGUGGUGGUCCCCCACUAUCAAUCGUGCUAAUGUCUACGUUGGUUUCCAAGUUCAGCUUGACUUGACUGGUAUUUUCUUGCACGGCAAAAUUCCCACUCUGAAGAUUUCUUUGAUCCAGAUCUUCCGUGCCCAUUUGUGGCAGAAGAUUCACGAGUCCGUGGUCAUGGAUUUGUGUCAAGUGUUCGAUCAGGAGUUGGAGCAGCUUGGCAUUGAGGCUGUUCAGAAGGAGACCAUCCAUCCUCGUAAGUCUUACAAGAUGAACAGCUCCUGCGCCGAUAUCCUGCUCUUCGCGACAAACAAGUGGAACGUCACUAGACCUUCUCUGUGCUUCGACACCAAGGAUGUCUAUGAGCCCACAACGACGAACAAGUUCUGGCUCGAUGUGCAAUUGAGAUACGGUGACUAUGACUCCCACGACAUUGAGCGUUAUGUUCGUGCCAAGUAUCUCGACUACACCACCGACAGUAUGAGUAUCUACCCGUCGGCUACUGGUCUGAUGAUCGGCAUUGACCUUGCCUACAACCUGUACUCUGCUUACGGUCAGUACUUCCCUGGUCUGAAGACUCUGAUCCAGCAAGCUAUGGCCAAGAUCAUGAAGGCCAAUCCUGCCCUAUACGUUCUCCGUGAGCGUAUCCGCAAGGGUCUCCAGCUGUACGCCUCGGAGAGCAACCAGGAGUUCCUCAACUCCCAGAACUAUUCCGAGCUUUUCAGUCCCCAGAUUCAGCUGUUCAUUGAUGACACUAAUGUCUACCGUGUCACCAUUCACAAGACCUUUGAGGGUAACUUGACCACCAAGCCCAUCAACGGUGCCAUCUUUAUUUUCAAUCCUCGCACUGGGCAACUGUUCUUGAAGAUCAUCCACACCAGUGUCUGGGCUGGCCAGAAGCGUUUGGGUCAGCUCGCGAAGUGGAAGACAGCCGAAGAAGUUGCCGCCCUCAUCCGAUCUCUCCCCGUGGAAGAACAACCGAAGCAGCUUAUCGUCACUCGCAAGGGUCUCUUGGAUCCCCUCGAGGUUCAUCUGCUCGACUUCCCCAACAUCUCUAUCCGUGCCUCUGAGCUUCAGCUGCCCUUCCAGGCUGCUAUGAAGGUUGAGAAGCUUGCCGAUAUGAUUCUUCGGGCUACUGAGCCUCAGAUGGUUCUGUUCAACCUCUACGAUGAAUGGCUCAAGUCCAUCUCUCCUUACACUGCCUUCUCUCGUUUGAUCCUGAUCCUUCGUGCCCUCCAUGUCAACAUCGACAAGGCCAAGAUCAUUCUUCGCCCCGACAAGAGUGUGAUCACUCAAGAACACCACAUCUGGCCCUCGCUCUCUGACGAGGACUGGAUCAAGGUCGAAGUCCAGCUUCGUGAUCUUAUCUUGAACGACUAUGGCAAGAAGAACAACGUCAACGUGCAGAGUCUCACUAGCUCUGAAGUUCGGGAUAUUAUCCUGGGUAUGGAGAUCAGUGCACCUUCGCUGCAGCGCCAGCAGGCAGCCGAGAUUGAGAAGCAGCAGGAAGAGGCCAAGCAAUUGACUGCCGUCACGACCAAGACUCAGAAUGUGCGCGGCGAGGAUAUCAUCGUCACGACAACUUCGCAGUACGAACAGCAGUCCUUUGCCUCCAAGACCGAAUGGCGCACUCGUGCCAUCGCGACUUCGAACUUGCGGACCAGGUCAAACAACAUCUAUGUUUCUUCGGAUGACAUCCGCGAUGAUGGCUACACCUACAUCAUGCCGAAGAACAUUCUCAAGCGAUUCAUCACCAUCGCUGAUCUUCGUGUCCAGGUCACCGGCUACAUCUACGGUAGCUCACCCCCCGACAACGAUCAAGUCAAGGAGGUCCGUACGAUUGUCAUGGUUCCUCAGGUCGGUAACACCCGGGAUGUUCAACUGCCACACGAGUUGCCUCAGCAUGACUACCUGAAUGGUCUGGAGCCGUUGGGUGUCAUUCACACUGUCUCCGGCAAUGAGCCAUCCUACAUGUCGGCGGCGGAUGUGACGCAGCAUGCUCGUCUGAUGAACGCUCACCCCUCGUGGGACAAGAAGACUGUGACUAUGACCGUGUCUUUCACGCCCGGCUCCGUGUCACUUGCUGCCUGGGGUCUGACUCCCGAUGGCUACAAGUGGGGUGCUGAGAACAAGGAUAUGAGUUCCGACCAGCCGCAGGGCUUCUCCACCAGCAUGGGUGAAAAGUGCCAGCUGUUGCUCAGUGACCGUAUCCGUGGUUACUUCCUGGUUCCCGAGGACAACUUGUGGAAUUACAGCUUCAUGGGAAGUUCCUUCGGUAGCGUCGAGAAGCGACCUAUCUAUGUCAAGAUCGACACCCCGCUGCGCUUCUACGAUGACCAGCACCGCCCUCUGCACUUCCAGAACUUCGCUGAGUUGGAGGAUAUCUGGGUUGAUCGGACGGACAACUUUGAGUAA